AUGAACUCCGACUCGGCUCGCCGUCUCGAAGAUCAGUUCGACCACCAGCAGAACGAACCCACUGAUUCCGAUCGCCAACACGCGAAUGAUGCCUGGGGCACUGGCCACAACUCUGCGCAUACCACUGCUGAGACUGGACCUACCGGUGAUGCUAUUCAACAUGCCCUCGGCCGCCACCAAGACCCUACCUUCCGCCCCGAUCACACCGUAGACCCCCAAACUACCGAGCGACCUGUAUCGCAAAAGAGAGAGGAUGGCGCUGUUGGAGUCGGCGAAGGGCCCCAGGUUCUCAGCACCUCAAACCAGGUCGAGACGCUGUGCGGUCCUCUGCUCAACUACAGAUACAUGAGUGGACAGUCAUCGGACAAUCCUUCGUGGCAUGGCAGUGUCCUGAUUGUCACCACUCCUGGUCAGAAACAACCUCAGCUUGUCAUUCGUGGUGCUGCCGUUGAUUUCAGUAGACAAGUUGACGGUGUCAAGUUGUACGAGGACCCUAAGAGCGCAUUCUGGCGAUUCGACAUCCAGAUACCAUUCCUUGCCCAGGAGUCCCGAUGGGACUACGAAAUUCCCGGCGCAAAAUAUGUUGAUUCCAAGAAGACGAGUCCUGGCCCCAAGUCAUUCUACAUUCCUUCCAAGACUCAGUCCAUGAGGAUCAUGUUCCACUCUUGCAAUGGUUUCUCUGUUGGUACCGAUACUGAUGCCUGGUCUGGUUGCGCUCUCUGGAACGAUGUUUUGCGUAUGCACGAGCAGAAGCCUUUCCACGUCAUGAUCGGUGGUGGCGAUCAAAUCUACAACGACGGUGUCAGAGUGGAUGGUCCUCUGAGGCCAUGGACUGACAUUGGUUCGCCUCACAAGAGAAGAAAUUUCCCUUUCAACGAAGAACUGCGUGCCAAAUGUGACGAGUACUACUUCAACAACUACGUGCGCUGGUACGGAACUGAGCCCUUCUCCUUCGCCAAUGGUCAAAUUCCCCAACUCAACAUUUGGGAUGACCACGAUAUUAUCGAUGGCUUUGGCAGUUACACCGAUCAUUUCAUGAAAUGUGCUGUCUUCAGGGGUAUUGGUGGUGUGGCGCACAAGUACUAUUUGCUGUUCCAACACCAUCUUGCUCCACCGAAGAGCACAUUCACCACCGACGCUCCGCAAACAGUCCAUGCCAAUGCAAAUGGUACAGCUGGUGCUGAUGCAGUCCAGUUGAACGACACAUUUGUCAAGACUGGAGAUGAGCACGAACCGUCGUACAUCAUUGGUUCCAAACCAGGACCUUAUGUCGAAGAACGCAGUCGAUCCAUGUACUGCCAGCUUGGUGCACGCAUUGCUUUCGUUGGUAUCGACGCCAGAACCGAGCGCACAAGACAUCAGAUAAACUACAAUGAGACAUACGACCAGAUUUUCCGGCGUACUUCUGCUGAGCUUCAGGCAAACCCUGCCUUGAAGCAUCUGAUUCUGCUCUUGGGAGUGCCGAUUGCAUACCCUCGUCUGCAAUGGCUCGAAAACAUCUUCCAAUCGCCUAUCAUGGGCCCCAUCCGUUUCCUUAACAAGAGAUUCGGAGUCGCUGGUGGUCUCUUCAACCAAUUCGACGGACAAGUUGAUCUUCUCGAUGAUCUGGACGACCACUACACGGCUCAUCAACACAAGACUGAGCGCAGAGAACUGAUUCAGCGCCUGCAAGAUUUGGCCAAGAGACACAGUGUUCGCGUCACGAUCCUUGGUGGUGAUGUUCAUCUUGCGGCAAUGGGUAGAUUCUACAGCAACCCCAAUCUUAACAUUCCUGUCGAGAAGGAUUGGCGCUACAUGGCCAACGUCAUAUCUUCCGCUAUCACCAACAAGCCUCCUCCGUCAGCCGUGGCCAACCUUCUCGCCAGUCGUAACAAGAUUCAUCACCUCGAUCACGAUACUGACGAGACGUUGCUCAAUCUGUUCGACAAGGAUCCGGGCCAUGGACGCAACGAUGUCAAGAACAAGACCAAAGACAAGAAUCACUGCACUAUGCCCAGUCGCAACUACGCAAUCAUCGCAGAGUCACACAACGGAAUUGGAUCUUCAGUUGGUGCUGCUGUCGAUGGCGCAACCAACGGCUACACCAAUGGUCACGUCGACGCACAAACUAAUGGCCAUACCAAUGGUCACACCAAUGGCGCUUCGACACUCACAGCCACUCAGUUCCCGGCUGGAGGUAAUCCUCGCGAGGCAUUGCAUGCAGGUGAGCAAAAGGCUGGUACUACUCACCCUGCUGCUGAGGGCUUGCAAAAUACUGGCCUCUGUGGUCCUGAUGGUCUCGAUGUCUGCAUCAAGGUUGAAAUCUCACCCAGCGAUCGUGAAGGACAUACUCAAGGUUACGGGUUCUCCAUUCCCGGCCUCGAAGCUCAUGCAUACAAGGGUCAGGGCACCACAUGGUAA
Aureobasidium melanogenum CBS 110374 is the source of this 2400-nucleotide messenger RNA. RefSeq lists its product as uncharacterized. The record is from RefSeq and is a predicted model, not a curated record. Bases 1 to 2400 code for a protein of 799 amino acids. The transcript has a single exon. NCBI's taxonomy places the organism in Eukaryota, Fungi, Ascomycota, Dothideomycetes, Dothideales, Saccotheciaceae. Gene Ontology annotation, cellular component: membrane.